AAGACACUGUACCCGGUCACGGCGAGGUUACGUGUGUUUGUUUGAUCUAUGGUUUGAGGACGAUGGCACCGAAGUUAGUUCACGUCGAUGGCUUUGAUGCCGUUGUGAAGGCGUUAGAUGAGCACAAAGGAAGCUCGGUUGUUUUUGUUCUAUUCUGUGGAUCCCGUACCGCUAGAGGCGUGAGCUGGUGUCCAGACUGCGUAACGGCCGAACCUAUUAUUCACGAGUCCUUCAAGAAGUGCCCGGACGAUCAUGUGCUCAUACACUGUACUGUCGGAGAGAGAAACUUCUGGAAAGACAAGGCCUGUAUCUUUAGAACUGACGCACGAUUCAAGUUAAACGCUGUGCCAACACUAAUGCGAUGGGGCAAGCCUCAGCGGUUAGAAGAGACGCAGUGCACGGAUCCUGGCCUCGUUGACAUGCUAUUCGAAGAUGAAUAAAGUUGCCUGUAGGUGGCGCCACGAUUCAGUUUUUAGUUUUCAGGAAAUCGUACAUUUCCAAAUGCUGAAGUUUGUCCUUGUAUACUGCUUGGUAAUUUAACAUGUGCCUCUUUUCACAACAACAAUAUAAUACUGAAUUAGUCAAUUCGAAUGUCCUAAUAAUUUAAAAUGAGAACACCCUAAAGAAAAUGAUGUUUUAUAUUAUUUUCAAUCAGGUCAGCUAUCCAAUUUCGAACUUCCAAGAUUAUGCAGUCAUUGUUAUUGAGAACUACUGCACUAACGGGAGUGUAUAAAUGUAUUUAAGUAUUUUAAUUAGAUAAAGUAGUAUUCUGGAUUAUGUUUCACCUAGAAAUUUCAAAUAUUGUAAUUAUGUGAUAUGUUGCAAAUACAGUUUCAUACAUACAGUAAUGUGGUUUAACUCUAUAAAGAGAUGUUGUGAAUUAGUUUAUGUGGCUAUAAGCCUGGUUAUGAACAAUGACAAAAAAUGUUAAUAAAAAAUAAUUGAUGACUACAU
Molecule: messenger RNA, 954 nt
Organism: Priapulus caudatus
Lineage: Eukaryota; Metazoa; Priapulida; Priapulimorpha; Priapulimorphida; Priapulidae
Product: thioredoxin domain-containing protein 17-like
Exons: 4
Coding region: 63-440 (125 amino acids)
Cellular component (GO): cytosol
Molecular function (GO): protein-disulfide reductase [NAD(P)H] activity
Source: RefSeq, a predicted model, not a curated record